This is a messenger RNA of Aspergillus caelatus, 1784 nucleotides long. Its product is annotated as major facilitator superfamily domain-containing protein. Gene Ontology annotation, cellular component: membrane. Gene Ontology annotation, molecular function: transmembrane transporter activity. The transcript is spliced from 6 exons. The coding region runs from base 153 to 1565 and encodes 470 amino acids. Lineage: Eukaryota; Fungi; Ascomycota; Eurotiomycetes; Eurotiales; Aspergillaceae. Gene Ontology annotation, biological process: transmembrane transport. The record is from RefSeq and is a predicted model, not a curated record.
AGUAUAAAUAUCCCGUUGAAGGGUUUCGAUGACUGUCUAGUCCAGGUUCAGGGGCAUAGAAAGCUAGAACAGUUCACUGGUUGUGUCACCUUCUGUUCAUCAUUUCUCUGAUUUCUCCACUCUCAGGGUAGUCCGCGCGGUACACCUUCUCAAUGGCAGGCCAUAUCGACGUGGAGGGUAAGGAAGACCUUGCCUCCAAGGAAAUCGAGAAUAUUGGCGAGGAGACUGUGCCACCAUGCUCACCCGAGGAAGAGGCUGCCCUUGUGCGAAAGGUUGACCUGAUGCUCCUGCCUACAAUGUGGAUCAUGUACCUCCUAUCGUACAUGGAUCGAACAAACAUCGGAAAUGCAAAGAUCUCAGGGAUGCAGGAAGACCUUAACCUAACAUCAGACCAGUAUUCGAUUUGUCUGGUCGUCUUUUUCAUCGGAUACGUUGUCCUCGAGGUUCCUAGCAAUCUCAUACUCAGUCGAACACGGCCCUCUUUGUUCCUUCCCGGAAUUAUGGUGAUUUGGGGAACGCUGACAUGUGUCAUGGGUGUCGUGAAAGACUUUAAACACCUCGUUGUAUUACGGGCAUUGAUAGGUUGCGUUGAGUCUGGGUUUGCACCAGGCGUACUUCUUGUUAUCUCUUCCUGGUACAAGAAAAGUGAACAAUCGAAGCGAUUUGGUGUCUAUAUCUCUGCCGCCGUAUUGUCCGGUGCGUUUGGUGGAUUAAUAGCUGCCGGUAUUGUCGGUGGCCUCGAAGGCGCACACGGUAUCAGAGGGUGGCGAUGGCUGUUUAUUGUUGAGGGAGCUGCUACUGUAGGGUUCGCAUUAAUAAGUUUUUUUAUACUUCCUGAUUUCCCCGCCACAACCAAGCGUCUAUCAGCAAGAGAGCGACAAAUCGCCAUUGCAAGAUUGGAAUCAGACAAUGUCACAGCUAUGACGGAGGAUGGCGAACGACUGAGUCCAUGGCAGGCUGUUCUGGGAUCAGUUAAGGACUGGCGGACAUGGAUGUUUGUUAUUGGAUACAUGGUUAUUGUUGGUGCCAGCACGCUUUCUUACUUCUACCCGACUCUGGUCAAAGGUCUUUUCGGCGACGCCUCCACCAUGAGAAUCAACUUCCUUACAAUCCCCAUCUAUGCAGUGGCAUUUGUCUGUACCGGCAUCACAGCAUAUUUCAGUGAUAAGAUUCCUUUGUGGCGUGGUGUUGUCAUUGCUGCCUGGCUGGCGUUCUCCCUUGCAUGCUCGAUUGCUGUUUGUGCGGUAUACGACUAUACUGCUCGAUAUGCUCUUCUUGUCCUCAUGGCAGCCGGUCUGUGGGCAACCAAUGGAGGUACACUUGCCUAUGCCUCCUCGGCCUUCGCGGACAUGCAGCCGCAGGUUAGAGGUGUCAGCCUAGCGCUGGUGAACGCGCUAGGGAACCUAGCCCAGAUCUAUGGUUCCUACCUGUUUCCGGACUCGGAUAGCCCGAAAUAUAUUAUGGGUUUCGCUGUGAUCUCGGCCAUGUUGGCAGUUGGUGUGAUUGUCUUCCUGAUUCUGCACGUUUGGAUUCGUCGCAAAGCCAAAUCAGAUGCGAGGCAGUAGGAGCUUGGACUUUUGAUUGCAGAAUUUUGCGCAUGAUUGUAUCUCAAGAUACGACCACAUGGUUGAACAACUGGCGCGUACUAAUCACUACCGGCGACAAUGGCAGUGUACCCUUGUUACGAAUAACGAACAAAUGUAUAUAUAUGAUGAGUCCCUGACGAAUGCACACCGUAAUAGGAGGUAAUACACCACAUGUGAUCCAGAAAUGUACUGCGCCGC